CGGGCGCAGCUCAGUGCGGCGGGCACGACCGCGCCGACAUGCUGUGCCCCGCGCGUUGCUCGUGCUUCCUCUGCCGCGAGCUGCAGUCCUGCCGCGCCGCCGACGCCAGAAAACCCCCCAACAAAAUGUCCGACAACUUCAUCCUCAAAAAAGCCGAGGCCUGGGAGCCCAUGAAAUUCAUACGCGGCGCCGCUCGCCUCUCAGUCCGGCACUGGCAGGGCCGCGAGCCCCUGACCACGUCCAAAAACCGGAUCGCCACACAUAAGUCCACCAGCUGUGAGCAACUCUACCCUCACCCCUCGGAGGACGAUGCGGGUCCUUUCGGCAUGAGGCGGGCUCCCAGCACGGAUCGCGUCAAACCACAAUCGGAAAACAAACCCCUUUUCAAAAUCCUCGGGAAUUCUCGUUUAAAGAAAAUAAACAACAGUGACGCUUCGGAGUCUAAAGUUCGGCGCAGUGUCCUGAACUUCAGGAAAAGUGAACCACCCAAUUCUAAAAACGUUCAUGAAAAGUAUAUCCCUCUGCCUCAGGCCUCUCCAGUUGAACAUAUUUACAGUGAACCCAAAGCAUGGAAUUCCCAAGGUGACGACUGCUGUCGACCUCCAGUGUACAAAAGCGUUGAGAAAAAGAAAGAUGAUAAAAAAGGAUCUGUAUCAGAUAAAAAAAUCUACAGCAAUCGUCCUCCGUGCUAUGAGGAAUUAGCCCAAAGACUUUCACAAGAAAAGAACAAAAAGGCUAAUCUGCCUCUUACCGAGGGAGGCUUAGCAAAUAAGAUUACCCAAAACAACAAUAAAGUAGUGAUUUACUUUGGUGAUUCCAUCAUACGGAAACACAGUGAACAAAAGAAAGAAGCAGCCAAGCAUACUGAGGAAGCGCCACAUAAGGAGGAAGUUAUUUACGCCAAUCGACUACUGGAUGAAACUGGGAAUUUAGGUCUCGGUCGAGAAGUUGACAAGGGAGGGGGAACGCAAAUGGUGUCUGAAGUGCAGGUUCCUGAAGCGAUUUACGCUGAAGUGAAAUCUGUCGAUAGCAAAGAGGCGUCCGAAUUGGUGACGAUCAAUGACGCUACGUACAAGAAGGACGUCUUCGAGACGAUGAGUUCUGAUGGUUUCCUGAUUGUGGAGUUCGAGGGAAACUACGAGCGAGCUCGUCAGCUGGUGGAGCUGAUCCACGGGUCGGCGACGGACCACCACGAGGCCACGGUCCUCGACGACGACGAACAAUUCGACUGGAGCUUCAUCCAAGGCUGGAGAAAACGGCCAUCAAGCGGCUGCCGGCCAUCGGACGACGGCGCGUGGUGCGGCGGCGCCGGCGCGCGCGCGUUACGGGUGCGCGUGAGCAGCGCCGCCGCAGCGCCAGCGCCCGCGCACGCGCGCCGCCUGUCGCCGCCGCCGCCCGCCCACCGCGCCACCACCCCGCCUAGACCCGCCGAGCCCGCUGCCAAACCGCAUCUAGAAGAGACACCUCCCAGCGCAGAAGCGGGCGAAGCGCGCGUCAAGGCACUAGGCGCGGUGUCGCCGCUCACGGCAGCCAGCGCGCCCGUUCGGGCCGCCCCGCCGCAGAGCAGCUGUGCCUUACGACCCAACCACCACCACCGGCCCGCCGACAGCGCCGCGCCCGUGCAGAAUGGUGUCCGGGAGUGCAACAGCAGUUCGGACGAGAAUCGGUCGUCCGGACACGCGUCGAUGUCGGACAGCGGCGGCGGCGGCGAGGCGGGCCGCGACGAGCCGCGCAGGACGAGGCAGCCGCCCCAUGGGAGGACCAAGCACCGACCUCAUAAUAAGCUACAAUCGCCGUGGCCUGGUGGUGGGGGCCUGGAAGACAUCAGGUCGGCCAUCAAGCAGCUGACGCUACGCUCAAGAGAUAGUAGCAGUACCGCCACCAGUGGCGCAUCUAGUGCUGGAGGCGGCAGUAAUAAUGGAGCGACAGAGACGGGGAGCGCGGCGGAGGCGCGGCGGCGGCGCGCGCCGCUGGUGCGGCAAGCGUCGCUGGACACGGUGUGCACCAACGUCACCAGCGCCGACGAGUUCGUCUGGGUCGACUCGCACAACAGACUAGUGGAACUCCGCUGCGUACCAUGGACAGCCAGCGAGAUCACACGUGCGUUGGCAGCCGGCCGCUGCAAGGAUCUGGCGCCGCGACUGGCGCCCGACGCGCCACCGCGCCUCGCCUACCUGCUGCAGAGGGCGCUGGUGCGUGUGUCUCGCGAGGCACAGCGGCUGGCACAGAACUUCGGCUUCUGCUCCAAGCACGAGGUGGCGGGCGCACUGCGCAUCGUGCUUAGUGCUCCGUUAGCUGACGCCUGCAUCAAGGGCUGCCAGCGAGCGGCAACCAUGUACGCAACCUCAGGCAGCGCUGCUCGAAGACUCGGUUCAGCGGCGCGCGCGCGCACCAGUCUUGCGCCGGGCCGCUUCCAGCGCUGGAUGCUGGAUGUACGCGUCGCUUCUGUAGUGCACGAAUACGCAGCCAUUUACCUCUGCGCGGGCAUGGAGACGCUACUCGAAGAGAUCGCGCUUGUAGCGGGCGGCACCCGCGGCACCGUGACGCCGGCGGCGGUGGACGCGGCCGUGGCCAACUGCGCCGACCUGUGGGGGCUGCUGCAGCCUUACAGCCACCUCAACGCGGGCCGAGUGGCGUCAGGUGCGCUAUCGCUGUCCCGCUGGGAGUCGAUGAGCUCGCUGGGCUCGUCGGGCUCGCGCGAGCGCCCGCUCGGGCUCAGCCACGACUCCGGCAUCACCACCAACGGCUCGGGUGGGUCGGGCACAUCAGGCGCGUCAGGCACGUCUGGCGGCAGCUCGGGCGCGUCGGUGCUGUUGACCACGUGCGCAGCAUCCGCCGCCGAGUUACGCGCCGUGCUGCGCCGCGCUACACCUAGGCACCCACCGCUCGCGCCCGCUGCUGAGCGAGCAUUGUAUUACUUCAUGAGAUGCGAGCAGCUGGAGCACAACAGCGGCGCGUCAGGCGGCAGCUGCGGCGCAUCUGGCUUGUGGGGCGAGCGCGGCGCCGGCGCUCUACCGCCAUUGGCCGAGUGGGUGCGCGUCAUACGCGCGCACGCUGCCUUGAGACCACCGCCUGCUGUGCCUGACGCUGAUGACGUAUUACAAGCUGCGAGACUGUUGUUGCCUCAUGCCGACUGCCCGCCCAGACCUAUCACUAUCGAAGAAGCAAUAGAACCGGCCUGGUCCCGCUGCGCACGGACCUCUGACGAGCUCAGCCGCGCGGCGCUAGGGCUUGCCCAACGGGCCCUUCUGUCCGGCCGGCCCGAACUAGUGGGCGGUGUGCGGGCCCUGCUACCUCCAGCAGGCCUGGACGCCAUGGACGCAUCUGGACUGACGGUGCUGAUGAAGGCUGCGUUAGCUGGAGACGACCAGAUCGUGGCGAUGCUGCUGGAAGCGGGCGCGGACCCGAGCGUGGAGUGCGGCGGGUCGUGCGGCGCGCACGUGGCGGCGGCGCUGUCCCCGCGCGCGCCGCAUGCGCCCGCGCCGCCCUACGUGCCGCCCACCGCCGGUUGGACAGCGCUAGUAUUCGCGUGCGCGGGCGCCGGCGCGGGCGGCGGCGCGGGUGGCGGCGGCGCUUUAGAAUGUGCGCGGAGACUUCUCGGCGCCGGCGCACGCGUAGACGGCGCGCCGGCGAGGGGAGAUGACGUAUGCACGCUCACGCCGCUGCAGGUCGCAUGUGGCGUCGGCAAUUUGGAGCUAGUUCAGUUGCUACUGUCCCACGGCGCCGACCCGUUCCUGUCCACACAACUCAACGACGCUUUGUGCUAUUCGGCGGCCGCGCAGUACGGGUGCUAUAGCGCGGUGGCGGUAUGCUGCACGCACGGACGACGCGCGUGCCUCCGGGCAGCCGUGCGGGGAGGCGCGCGGGGCGCGGGCGCGGGCGCCGUGCUGUCGCUGGAGGAGGUGCUGGCGGAGGGCGCGGCGGGCGCGGUAGCUGGCGCGGAGCCGGCGCGCGCGCCUUUCAGCAAACAGCAGCAGCGCGCGCUACAGGACGCCAUGUACUGCGCCGCGGAGACCGACCACUUGGAUAUAACACUGGAAUUGCGCGCGCUAGGAGUACCUUGGUCGUUGCACGCGUGGACGUUAUCGCUAGCGGCCGCCGCCGACGCCUCAUUAGACCACGUUAUAGACCAGCUUUUACAAGAUUUCUUACAGGUGUGCCCGUCAGAUGACAGUCAUUACAGCAAGCAGUUCAUUUACGAGUGCCUUCCUCUGCUGUUCAAUAUUUUAAGAUACAGCAAGAAGGAGGGCACGGUUCUGCUGCUGGCAGACAUCUUGUGCGCGUGCUACGGCUGGGAGCCCGUGCCCGGCGUGGCCGAGCCGCCGCCCGCCGCGCCCGCGCCCUCGCGCGUAGACCCCUCCUACGUCAACAACCCGUCGCUCGCUGACGUCACCUUCAGGGUGGAAGGUCGUCUGUUCUACGGGCACAAGAUAGUGCUGGUGUCAGAGUCGCCGCGCCUGCGAGCUAUGCUGGCGCCUGCGCGGGCAGGCGAGGCCGGCGCGCCUCCGCUCGUGCAGAUUAAUGACAUAAGAUACCAUAUCUUUGAGCUAGUGAUGAAGUACCUGUACUCGGGCGGGUGCGGCGGGCUGGACAUCCCCGACGGCGCCGUGUUGGAGGUCCUGGCGGCCGCCGCCUUCUUCCAGCUGCUGCCGCUGCAGAGGCACUGCGAGGCGCGCGCCGCCCGCUCCGUCGCGCUGCACAACCUCGUCUCCGUCUACAUCCACGCCAAGGUCUACGGUGCCACUCAGCUCCUCGAGUAUUGCCAAGGAUUCCUCCUCCAAAACAUGGUGGCGCUGCUGACAUACGACGACUCCGUCAAGCGCCUGCUGUUCGGCAAGCGCCUGCCCGGACACAACGUGCUGGGAGCGCUGCUCACGACGCUCCAGAAGCGGAUCGAAACCAGAAAGUCCCAAGCCAAGUCUAGGUAGCAACGGUCGUCCACUCCAACAUCAUUUUGUUUGUUAUAAUAUUAUAUUUAAUUCGUGUUAGGUACAAAAACAUUGAUAGUAAUCGAGAAAAUUCUAAACUAUAUUAUGUUAUAAACGUUGGACUGAUUGGAAAAUGAUACCUUUAUUUUUAUGUAGAUAC
Messenger RNA from Ostrinia furnacalis (Asian corn borer), 5088 nucleotides. Its product is annotated as ankyrin repeat and BTB/POZ domain-containing protein BTBD11. NCBI's taxonomy places the organism in Eukaryota, Metazoa, Arthropoda, Insecta, Lepidoptera, Crambidae. The transcript is spliced from 25 exons. Gene Ontology annotation, molecular function: protein heterodimerization activity. The coding region runs from base 39 to 4928 and encodes 1629 amino acids. The record is from RefSeq and is a predicted model, not a curated record.